This is a messenger RNA of Nymphaea colorata (pocket water lily), 2122 nucleotides long. RefSeq names its product probable flavin-containing monooxygenase 1. Lineage: Eukaryota; Viridiplantae; Streptophyta; Magnoliopsida; Nymphaeales; Nymphaeaceae. The transcript is spliced from 5 exons. Gene Ontology annotation, molecular function: flavin adenine dinucleotide binding; NADP binding; N,N-dimethylaniline monooxygenase activity. Bases 296 to 1891 code for a protein of 531 amino acids. The record is from RefSeq and is a predicted model, not a curated record.
UGAUAAAUGGCCAUUAGUGAGUAGCUCUUUUUUUUUUUUUAAUCUACAUAGACUUUGAACCCAUAUUGGCCAAGUCAAUGGAAAAUAAACAAUGAAAAAUAGAAUCACAAUCUACUUCACAUGAAAGUGAUUUGCCGUUGAAUUUAAUCUAAAUUUGAUAGAAGACUUCUCUACUUCUCUUUGAGAACGGUCAGAAGCUUUUUUUUUUUUAAUCUCUUUUAUAAAACAAACCGAAGAGAUACGCGAACUUCCCAUUGCUUCAUUGCUCCAUCCUCUCCCUCCGGCGACUUUUCUGAUGGAAAGCAGAACGGUUGCAAUUAUCGGCGCUGGAAUCAGUGGCUUGAUCGCUUCCAAAUAUGUGAAGGAGAAAGGCUUUACUCCCAUCGUCUUCGAGAUGAAGGACAACAUUGGGGGCGUGUGGUUGAGAACACUGGACUCCACUUUAGUGCAGACGCCCAGGCUUGCCUUCCAGUUCUCGGAUUUCCCGUGGCCGUCGGCAGUCACCGGCGACCUCCCGACUCACAGUGAGUUCUUGGAAUACCUUCAAUCCUAUGCCAGACAUUUCCACCUUCUCCAAUACAUCCAGUUCAACUCCAAAGUCGUCGGUAUGGACUUCGUUGAGAACUUAGAUUCCAGGGAUCUUGGUGUUCUUGCCUCCAUGGGUGAUGCUUGGUCAGGAGAGGCAUUCAAUUCAGGUGGGAAGUGGCAUAUAUCGGUCCUAAAUGCCAACGAAGGAUGUAGCAAGGUGCACAUUGUGGACUUUGUGAUGGUGUGCACUGGGAGGUACGGGGACAUCCCAAACAUGCCAGACUUUGAAGCAGGGAAAAGGCCAGAGGUUUUCAAGGGCAAGGUGGUGCAUGCAAUGGAGCUCUACUCCAUGGACCAUGAACAAGUUGAUGACUUGAUCUCAGGCAAGAAGAUUGUGGUUGUUGGCUUCCAGAAGACGGCUUUCGACGUCGCAGAUAAAUGCGCCGGUGCCAAUGGGGUGGAACUUCCAUGCACCAUGAUCUGCAGGGAGCCAAGAUGGCAUUUGCCUCCCUCCCUUGCUUGGACAAUGACCCUUGGGUUCCUCUUCGCCACUCGCUUUUCAGAGCUUAUGGACCAUAAGCCUGGGGAGAGCUUUCUUCUUGCUCUCUUGGCCACACUCUUGUCUCCUAUGAGAUGGGGGCUCUGCAAAUUGGUGGAGUUUUGCUUACGAUGGCAGCUGCCGCUGAAGAAGUAUGGCAUUUUGCCUGAAGGAAGCUUCUUUCAAGAAAUGGCCUCCUGCAAUAUCUUCACUCUUCCUCAAGACUUCUAUGAUCAUGUAGAGGCAGGGAGAAUCAUCAUAAAGAAAUCUGCAAGAUGGGGCUUCUGCGAGAAGGGCCUUGUUCUUGAGAGUGAAUCUCAUGAUCAGAAGAAACAGGAGUUGGUGGAGGCAGACUUGGUGAUCCUUGCCACCGGCUACAGAGGCAAUCAGAAGCUCAAGUCUCUCUUCGAGCCUUCAUCACCAUACCACCGAUACUUGUUACCAGGAUUGGAGUGUGGCGUCCUUCCUCUAUACAGAGAAUGCAUCCAUCCAAGGAUUCCCCAACUGGCGAUCAUCGGAUACACAGAGAGCGCAUCAAAUCUCUUUACGGCGGAGAUGGAAGUGCGAUGGUUGGUCUGCUUCCUCGCCGGCGGCUUCCGGCUGCCGAGCACCAAGGAAAUGGAAGAUGACAUAAAGAGGUGGGAUGAGUACAGAAGGAAGCACUCUGCAUACAUUUAUAAGAAGCCUAGCGUUACUGUAAUUCACAUUUGGUACAACGACAUGCUCUGCAAAGACAUGGGGUGCAACCCAAGGAGGAAGAGCAACUGGCUUUCUGAGCUCUUCUUGCCUUAUGGUCCAGCAGAUUACUCAAACCUCAAGAUCUAGAGCUCCUGCAACUUGUUACUUCACAAUGGGGAGAUCACUACUGAUCAGUAUAGCUUGUAAUUAUGUCUACACAAAGAAUAAAUGAAUUUAAACAGCUUUGGUCUUAGGUUUUCGAAGGAAUACUGUCAAUGUCUAUCCAUGACAGAAUAAGGAAACUCCUUGUAGUUUUAAUGAAGCCCCCAAAAUGAAGUUCUACAAUUUUAGUGAAGUUCCCAAUAAUUAACAAUAAAA